AGAGGAUGAUGGCAGCCAUGAACGCAGGAAUGAUGCCUGGUAUGAACGGAGUUAACCCGGGGAUGAUGGCUGGAGGCCUGAAUCCACCCGUGGUAGCUGGUGGUGGGGCAGGCUUCAUUGGGCAGCCGCAGUUUGCACAGUUUGUCCCUGGAGUUCCUGCUUUUGCUGUACCAGGCCCCGUCCCCAAUGUGUACCCUGUCCCUGCAGUCAAUGCGCUUCCUUUCAUGGGACUCCCUCAAAUGGCACCAAUGAAUCUUCCUCAGUCGCCUCUGAUGGGGCUUGCAGGAGGUGCCGUGCCACAGCAGCUUCCCCUUCAGCCCGAUCCACUCAGAAGAUUCAGGCGUCAGAUUAUGAAGCAGGACAACAGCAUGAAGACCACUGUGGAUACUCAGAUUCCAGCUCCUACCGACACAGUGACAACAACUGCGUGUGAUGAAGAUCGUCAUCAGAAUAAUUAAGACAACAUUGAAAUACACAAAAUGACAGUAAAAUCUGACUUGUAUGAUUUUGUCACCAAUCACCAAUCACCAUGGAAGCUGUGUGUAUUAUGUUUUAUUUUGAAUCUCAGUAAAAAAACAACAACAAAAUAACAUGAUGGUUGAUUGGACAUGUUUACCUUAUAAAAAUAAAGUCUGCUUAAA
Molecule: messenger RNA, 641 nt
Organism: Seriola aureovittata
Lineage: Eukaryota; Metazoa; Chordata; Actinopteri; Carangiformes; Carangidae
Gene: scpp9
Product: secretory calcium-binding phosphoprotein 9
Exons: 6
Coding region: 6-458 (150 amino acids)
Source: RefSeq, a predicted model, not a curated record